This is a messenger RNA of Andrographis paniculata, 2648 nucleotides long. Its product is annotated as protein JASON-like. Gene Ontology annotation, biological process: male meiosis II. The coding region runs from base 157 to 1599 and encodes 480 amino acids. Lineage: Eukaryota; Viridiplantae; Streptophyta; Magnoliopsida; Lamiales; Acanthaceae. The record is from RefSeq and is a predicted model, not a curated record. The transcript has 7 exons.
UGUGUUUCCUCCAUUCGAAUUUCAAACCAAGAGGAGUCAUCAACGCCUCCAAGGGCAACGGUUACUCAGUUUCUCAUUGAAGUUUUGUAGAUCCAGUGAUUCCACACCGAAUUUUUUCUCUCUAUAUAAGUUCAGAGUAUCUAUAAGUAGAAGUAAAUGGUAUUUCCGUCGUUUUCCGCGGAGAAGAGGGAAGGUGAAGGGUGUGCAGUGGUAGAAUUUGUACAGGAGGUGGUGGAUGUAGCUAUGAGGUGUUUUAUUGGCUGCUUUCGGAGCAGAGAUUCUCAUUCUUGCGUUGGCUCUGCGCCGCGUGAGCCGUCGGUGUCCUACAAUAAGAAAGCGCUCUCAUCGCUAUUUCUUUCUGAUGAUGAUUCACGGCGAACGGACAGGGAAUGCCUGAAUUCACUGCCUGCAGAUCUUGAUAUCAAGGAGCUCGAGACUCAGGCCAAAUUCCUGAAAGCAUGUGGAACUUUGGUUAAUACUCCUGUGGAGAUUCGGAAAGCUUCAAGAAAAUGGGUGGAUGCAUCAACAUUGUAUGAAGAAACAUCAGGAUUCAUUUCCAAUUCACCCACUGAGAAGCAUUCUGAUGGAUCACUUUCUGUUGGAUCACCGACACAUGUCAGAACGUGUAAAGAAUGGGUGGGUUGGGAAGAUUUUUCGGUCAGGACACCCGCCAGAAACUCCACAAGCUGUAGGAGUGAUGAGCUUAGCACUGUAGCGGAAUCUAUCAAGUCCACACAAAGCAGUGACGCUCAGAAUAAUAUUACUUCAAUGGAUGUAGUCAAUGAAGAAACUUGUUCAUUGAUUUCACCUGUUUCUCCUGAAGUAACUGCUAAAAGUGGACCGGGAAAAUAUAAGUCUGUUAGAUUUGAAUGUGAGUCUGAUAACUCUACAUGCUCUUCUGGAAGUUCUGAUCAGUGCUCGAAGAAACCUUUCUCUGCUUAUCAUCACAGCUCAUUGAAGAAGGCAUCGCCAGAUCCCACUCCCAUAAAAUUGCAUGAUGAUAUGCAAACACCUGGAACUGUUUUCCCCGCGUACAUGGACAACAUGACUGGUGGAAAAGCUGGUAAAAUACGAUCCCAGUAUGUGUUCUCUGUCUGGAACCCUGUUCACUGUCCUCUCCAAGAGAAGGAGUUCAAGGAUGAUGAUUAUUCUGAUUCCAGCAAUGGCCGAAAAUCUUUUGAGCCAAACCAUGCAGUGGACCUAACAUCAACCCUUGUGCCUGAAAUGUCGGCAAAGGAUAGUUUUCUCUGGAAGGAUGCCGAGGACCGUGAGUUUAGCUUUUCUCCUUGGUUGAAGUCAGAGUCAGCCAAUCAGGAUUAUACAGAUGAACAAUGUGAUUCUUCCAUUGGUGAUCACAUUCAUGGAGCUACACCCAUGGACAGGCCUAUUGUGGGGAUGGUAGCAUCCCACUGGAAUGAUAGUGCAACCUCGCAAAAAUUUCUAGAUUGCCGGGCUGGAAAUGGAAUUCCUAACACAAAUAACAAAUACAAAGAGGAUAAGAGAGUUAGCUGGCAUGCAACACCAUUUGAGGAAAGACUAGAGAAAGCAUUGUCGAAAGAAGCUUUUAUUUCCCAGAGGCAUGCUGAAUUGCAGAUUUGAAGUUAGUAUGAAUCUAUGCUAUAACUUGUAAAGGAAGGAGGCUAUCAGCGGAAUACCAAUGGUCGUGAAUGAAACUGAUCCAACCUCUUGGAUCAAUCACAAGUCAGUAGUUUCAUUUUGAAUAAUUUUUCUCUGGUGAAUACACUGCUUGUACGGUCUGCAUGUUUCUUGAGUCUGCUUUACAGAAUCUGACCUGCAAAAUUACAAUUCGACUAUGUAAAUAAACAAGUGUGCUGGUUCUUCCAAAGGCAAGAUUACAAACUCUGCUUGUGUAAGUCUCAGAUCAUCACCUCAUAACGUGAAUUAGUGUUUUCUGCUCUAUAUUAUUAUAUUUACUAUAUAUAGAUAGAUAAUAUUCUUCGUUGGCUUCAGUUUUCUUGCCAACUUGAAAUUAGGUUUUUAUGCUGAAUAAAUAUUCUGAAAUGAUAGAAAGAGAAAAACAUUAGUCCACCAUUCAGAUUACUAUAUAUAAUCACGCAUUCUACCUGUCACAUAUUCCUAAUUUCCCAAGUUACAAUACUGAAUCACAUGACAAUCCGAACCCACUUCAUGCACUUGGAAAUCAAUUAUUGAAAACCAUUAUCUGAUUUCCAUCUAUUCUGGGAAAAAUUGUCAUGUAUGCUCAAGGGGAAUUCUUCAAGAAAUACAACUGCAUUGCAUAGUGUUUUCAGAAGCCUUUUUACAGUAUAUAAAUAUAUAUAUAUAUAUAUAUACACGAUAUAAAUAAGAGUAAUGCUGACCCGUCACUGCAAAGAGGACGCGACACGUUGGCAGCUAAACAACACAGACAUGAUCGACACUAUGCACAUACUACUACACCUCACACCCAUAAACCAACUUCCUCGAUCAAGAAGGCCUUAUGUAACUAUAGAUGUGUAUGUAUGUAUCUGUAUGUAUAUGUGUUAGGUUCUCUCACGUACUCACAUAGGACAAGCAUCGUCUUCGUCGUCGUCGUCGCCGUGUUCUUGUCGCUCGGCUUCUUGAGGCAUCAUGUGGUUCCGGCAAAGCGGGCAUGUGGCGUUCCAGUAGUUGAGCCACUUCUCGAGGCA